Molecule: messenger RNA, 2465 nt
Organism: Malania oleifera
Lineage: Eukaryota; Viridiplantae; Streptophyta; Magnoliopsida; Santalales; Ximeniaceae
Product: WUSCHEL-related homeobox 8
Exons: 3
Coding region: 197-997 (266 amino acids)
Molecular function (GO): DNA-binding transcription factor activity; DNA binding
Source: RefSeq, a predicted model, not a curated record
GGGGGGAGAGAAAUCAGAGGCCCAAAAUGGUCUAUUGGUAAAUGCAUUGCGCUCGGUGCUUUGGGACUCCGCGUCUCCGCUUCUUUCUUCCAUCUUCUUCAUAUUAUCGCAUAUAUAAAUUCAGAGAGAGAGAUGAAGACGGAAUAGGAGGAGGAAGAAAGAGAGAGUGCAAGAGAAGAAGAAGAAGGGAGAGGCGAUGAUGGUGUGGGAGGGUCAGCAACAGCAGAAGGAGCAGAGGCAGCAGCUACAGCAUGGGAGUGGGAAUGGGAAUGGGGGAGAUGCUGGGAAUGGAGGAUUGAUGUACGUGAAGGUGAUGACGGACGAACAAUUGGAAGUGCUUCGCAAGCAAAUCUCUGUUUACGCCACCAUUUGCGAGAUCCUUGUCGAGAUGCACAGAACCCUCUCUUCCGCGCAACUCGAUCUCUCCGGAGCUAGUCUGGGAAGUCUAUACUGUGAUCCAUCAGUGGCUUCUGUUGGUCACAAAAUUCCCUCCAGGCAACGGUGGACUCCUACGCCCCUACAGCUUCAAAUUCUCGAGAGCAUCUUUGAUCAAGGGACUGGAACUCCAAGCAAGCAAAAGAUCAAAGACAUAACAUCUGAACUAUCUCAACAUGGCCAAAUCUCUGAGACAAACGUCUAUAAUUGGUUCCAGAACAGGCGUGCUCGAUCUAAGAGGAAGCAACAUGUUGCUGCACCAAGCAAUGCCGAGUCCGAAGUCGAGACGGAAGUCGAGUCGCCCAAGGAGAAGAAGACGAAGCCGGAGGAUUUCCAGUCUCAGAAAAACCCUGUUCCUAGGGCGGAGGAUCUGUGCUUCCAAAGCCCACAGAGAAGUUCUGAGAUGCAUUCUGUGGAUCCUCAGUUCAACAAAGCCGAGACUAUGUUUCCUUCUGGAGACGGUUCCAAACCUGCCAGGAGCUUGGGCCAAAUAUCUUUCUAUGAGAGUGCGCUAUCAGACCCAAAAUGGAAUGAGGCGGAAAUGAAGAGAAAGAAAAUUUGAAUGAAGAAAAUGAAAGAUCCAUUCCAUUUCGUCUGAUUUCAUUCUAUACUUGCAUAUCAAACGUGUAGCUAGCGUUUAUAAAAGAAUGCUGAAAGGGAUUGGGUGCAAUGGUUUUUUCCCUAUUCUGCACUAAGUAGGUCAUGCCUUCUGCUAGAUCCCAGGCCACAUCCCAUGUUCUCUUGUGCUAAACUGCUGACGCUCAUACAUUUCUCUAUUGCCGGAGUGGAGUCCUUGGUCCUUCUGAACAUCUUAGCCCUCCAAAAAAAAAAAAAAAAAUUCCUACAACAUGAUUUCCCACUUCUUAUUCUGCAGCAUUCUCAAGAACUGCUCUCCCUCCAAUCUUGUAGAGAAUGAGUGAUGCAACUGAAUUCAUGUAUACUGCCAUUGGUUACAAGCCGUCAGAUUAAUUAGAGUUCUUGUUAUUGCAUAGCAGCUAUUAGUAUAGUAGUGGUGUUGCAUAUUACUCCCUAGGGUUAUACCCUUACAGGCACACAGCAAAUAUGAAAAUAGAGAAAUUCAAAAGGGGAAUGAAUACAAAUUUACAUGGUUAAUUAAUGUGUCUGUGUCCAGAGUGCCUGUCUAAUUUUCACUAUUAAACAAAAAUUGUCUUAGUUUUCAAUCAUCGAAUAUAAUGUUUGUAUAGUCUCAUAUGAUAAUCUCAAAAUAUACUCAUAUGAUAAUAAAAUUACAUUGUUCCAUUAUAUGCUACCGCAGACACUCCCCCAACAUACCACUACUUAAACUUACUUUAAGUAAACAGGGAGGUCUCGCACAUGAAGGGCUCAAGACCGGCAGCCUUCAAGUGGAUAAACUUCUCAAUAUGAACCACAACUCAACAAGUGGCAUGGUGGAUUGUCUACAGAUUAUAUGAGAGUUUAUUAGGCAGCAGUAACCUUAGCAGAGAUCUUGAUUAGACCUAGGAAAAAUGUUAGGGCACUUACUGGAAAUUUUUAUCAUGAUAUAGGGGCAUUUGGGUUCAUGCUUGUAUGAAAUUAUAAGUAUGAUUGUUAAUCAAGUAUUCUUGUCAUAAUUGCUGUUCGUAAAGUACAUAUAUAUAUAUUUCAAAUGAAUUUUUCAUUUUUAUCUUAUAUCCAUUUUCACUCCAAUCUUGAACUGCAAAUUUAAAAUGCCUGGGUUGUGUGGAAAAUGCAGGGAGCAGCCACUUGAUUGAGAAGUUGGAAGUGUCAGGGAGCUAUGGUCUGUAUCAGCAGCAGGGAGCAGAAAACUACAACAUUACAGGCUAAAAGCCCAUCGUGGUGCUUGUUAUUUUCUGUCGAACAAAAAUCAUAUUUUGGGUUAAUUUACUGAGUUCGAUGGCUACCAAAGCAAAAAGACAUCUUUUUGGGGAAAUAUAUAUAUGGACAAACACGUGCGCCUGACAUAAAUAGGAGUAGAGUAAUUAGAGCUUGUUGAUAUUAAUGGACUUUGUUUUUGUCAGAGAAUGGAUGCAUACUCUUCUUUAUGGCCU